Messenger RNA from Astrephomene gubernaculifera, 726 nucleotides. Lineage: Eukaryota; Viridiplantae; Chlorophyta; Chlorophyceae; Chlamydomonadales; Astrephomenaceae. The record is from the annotation of a GenBank genome assembly.
CUGGGGCUGGGCAUCGGGACUGUCGGUUCUACGGCUCCAGGGACUGGAGUUAGCAGGGCUGGAGCUGCGGCCGGAAGAUGUGGCAGCGGUGGCGGAGCAUUUAGGCACCUUGGAGGAUUUGCGUUUGGACUGCCGUUACCCGCUCCCCAGCCUUCCCUGCCUGGCUCACCUACGUCGCCUGCAGCACUUGCUGCUGGAUGUAUCCUUCUGGCACCAACACCAAGCGCAACAGCAGCUGCGGGAGGAUUCGCCGCCGCCGCAACAGCAACAGCAGCCGCAACAACAACAGGAGGACGAGGGCCGUCAAUCUGGGGAUCCGACUGGCCCAACACCAGCAGCAUCAGCACCAGUACCGCCAGCAGCAGCGGCUGCUUCUGCCGUACGAACUCCCAGCGACGCAUUGGUACGACUCUGCGCAGCGGCUCCCGGCUGUUUACGUAAUGUCUACCUGGCGCCGUACGCGGCAUCGUACGGCAGCCCACCUGUGCGCACGUGUGUGCUACAGGCGCUGGAUGCUGUGGAGAGGGCGCUGCCGCGUGUUGCGUGUGGGGAGCUGCGGCUGUGGCUGAACGGCUGAUAACGGUAGCAGCGCCAGCGCCGGAAGCAACUGGUAGCGGACGGACGUGUUGUGGUGGUGGUGGAACAACUGCUGAGCUGUGUGGAGGGAAGUAUGUGGGAGUGCAGCAGUCACUGAGUGUGGGGACGUAACACCAUAACUGCGGCUUU